Molecule: messenger RNA, 2911 nt
Organism: Morus notabilis
Lineage: Eukaryota; Viridiplantae; Streptophyta; Magnoliopsida; Rosales; Moraceae
Product: G-type lectin S-receptor-like serine/threonine-protein kinase LECRK2
Exons: 1
Coding region: 109-2586 (825 amino acids)
Biological process (GO): protein phosphorylation
Molecular function (GO): ATP binding; protein serine/threonine kinase activity
Source: RefSeq, a predicted model, not a curated record
CACCAUUACUACUCUACGAAGUUUUAUGAUUUCGCAGUUCAUACCUUGUUGUAAUAUUGUGAUCUUUUUCUGCAUUAAGUUUAUCUGAAGAUAUAUAGCUUGUUAUUCAUGGCUUCCGCGACUUUUAUUUUUCUGCUGAUAGUCCUUUCCAUAUCGUUGACGUCUCUCAUUGGUGAAAGUGCAACACAAACCAAGAAAGCAGCUUCGAGCAAAGAUAAGCUCAUACUCCCCGGCUCCUCACUAUCCCCGAUGAUUAGUACUCAUAAGUCCUCUUGGCCUUCUCCUUCAGGAAACUUCGAAUUCGGCUUUUAUGAGGAACAGCACGGCUUUGCCAUUGGAAUAUGGCUGGUGGGUGCCGACGAAAGAACGGUGGUGUGGACAGCAAAUAGAGAUGACCCUCCGGUCAAUUCAAAUGCAGAGCUGGUGUUCACGACCAGUUCCGGUAAGCUUCUCUUGAGAAGUGGUAAAGGAGAGGAGAAACGUGUAAUUGCUAACACAACAAGUUCCGCUUCCUCCGCUUCUAUGCUCGAUUCCGGCAACUUUGUUCUCCGAAACAGCACUUCCGACAUCAUUUGGGAGAGUUUCAAUCAUCCUACAGACACAAUCUUGCAAGGUCAGGUACUACCCACAUUGGGUCAGUUGUUCUCAAGUGUAUCCGACACAAACCAUUCGACGGGAAGGUAUCAUCUCUGGAUGCAGGCUGAUGGUAAUCUUGUCUUGUACCCAGCAAACACCGAGGAUUCGUCUGAAGAUGCUUACUGGGCCACUAAUACCUGGCCCCCUAAAGACAAUCUCAACCUUUACCUUAAUUCCACUGGCCUUCUAUCCCUCGUUGAAACUACGAAUACUUCCGAGCUUCUUGACUACUCCUACUUGAAUGAUGAGUCAUCUCUGAGCAAGGAUAAGGUGGUCAACGGCACUGUCAUAUAUCGUGCAACUGUUAAUGCUGAUGGGAAUUUCAAGUUGUAUUCUCAUCUGGUCAAUAAAAAAAAGAAAGACCCUCAAGAUGUUUUCGAAGUGUGGUCUGCGUUGCGAAAUCCUUGUGAAGUGAAAGGCCGUUGUGGCCUCAAUAGCUACUGCACACUCAACGAUGUACAACCAAACUGCGUUUGCCUUCCAGGAACAGAGUAUGCUGACCCGGAUAGGUGGUCUCUCGGUUGCUUGAGAAACUACUCGAAGAUCGAAUGUGAAUCGGAUGGGAAGGAGAAAGUGAAAUUCUAUAAGAUCAUUAAAACGGAGACCAUCAAUUGGGAAGCUACUCCUUAUGUGGAACUCCAAAUGUCUACGGAGGAAAAUUGCAGUAACUCUUGUUUGGAAGAUUGCAAUUGUGAGGCAGCAAUGUUUGAGCUCAAUGAUAUUCACGAUGGAAUUGAUAAUUACAACAGGUAUGUUUGUAGGAAGCAAAAGCUUCCAUUGAGCUACGUCAAGAGAGAUUUUGAUUCUAGAAAGACAGCCUUCUUCAAGGUGAGAAAGGGAUCAGAAAACACCGGAUCAACAGAAAAACGGUCGAAAGACGACGCCACCGACAAAAAGGUUUUGAUACAGAUAAUUGUCCUAGCUUUAUGCUCGAUUGUGCUCUCUUGUGUUGCCCUUGUGAUCUCUGGUUUUUACUUUGCCAAAAUACGUGUCCUGCGGUACAAGAAGUUGAGAGACGAUGGAAUUUUGGGGAACACGACUCAUCAGGAGGAAGUUACUUUGAGAGUGUUUUCCUACAAUGAACUCAAACGCGCAACAAAUGGUUUCAAAGAAGAGUUAGGGAAGGGAUCAUUCGGAGCAGUUUACAAAGGGAGCUUAAACAAAGGCAAGAAGCUUGUCGCGGUGAAAAGGCUUGAAAAGUUAGGGGAAGAAGGCGAAAGGGAGUUCCGGGCUGAGAUGCGAGCCAUUGGAAGAACGAACCACAAGAACUUAGUUCGGUUGUUCGGUUAUUGUGCCGAGGGCUCAAGAAGGGUUUUGGUGUACGAAUAUAUGAGCAAUGGCUCCUUGGCAGACCUCCUUUUUAAGAACGCGAUGGGCAUAGGGUGGGAAGAAAGGGUCAGAAUUGCCGUAGAUGUUGCAAGAGGCAUCCUUUAUCUGCAUGAGGAGUGCAAGGUCCCCAUCAUUCAUUGUGACAUAAAGCCUCAAAACAUUUUGAUGGACGAAGUUUGGAGCGCUAAAAUAUCGGAUUUCGGGCUAGCAAAGUUGUUAAUGCCAGAUCAAACGAGAACUUUCACAGUGAUUAGAGGGACAAGAGGAUAUAUGGCCCCUGAAUGGCACAAGAACACUCCGAUAUCAGUGAAGGCAGAUGUUUAUAGUUACGGAAUUGUGUUGCUGGAAAUUGUGUGCUGCAGAAGGAACUUCGAUGCUAAUGUAUCAGAUGCAGACGAGAUUGUUCUAUCUAGUUGGGUCUGCAAGUGUUUUGCGGCUAGAGAGCUGAAGAAGCUCGUGAAUGGUGAAGAAGUGGAUAACAAGACUUUGGAGAAUGUGGUUAAGGUGGCCUUGUGGUGCAUCCAAGAUGAACCGGCCCUUCGUCCUUCGAUGAAAAGUGUGGUGUUGAUGUUAGAAGGGAUUACUGAUGUUGCUAUUCCUCCAUGUCCAACUUCCACUUAGAAUAUCUCAAGCAAUAAGGAGCUACUUCUGGUUUCUAUCUACUGUUUUUUAGUGAUGUUUCUUUUAUGUUUACAAGUUCUGGUUUUAUGUACGUAUUUUUCAUUUCUGUCGUCAUUUGAGUUAGUUCAGUUUUCUACUUUUUCCUCUGAUUAUAGACCUGGAAGGAAGGAACAUGAGUUGUGGAACGGUGGCUACUAGUACUAUUUGUAACAUGCUAGGCUUGGCUUUCUUACAUUACACAAGUUUUUAUGCGUGUUUUCAUUUUAUGUUCAAAUAAAUAAAUAAAUAAAUAAUAUCGCCAUCUCUAUCCGAUCUACUAUGUAAU